Triticum aestivum (bread wheat) is the source of this 1758-nucleotide messenger RNA. RefSeq lists its product as uncharacterized. The record is from RefSeq and is a predicted model, not a curated record. Lineage: Eukaryota; Viridiplantae; Streptophyta; Magnoliopsida; Poales; Poaceae. The transcript has a single exon. Gene Ontology annotation, molecular function: protein binding. The coding region runs from base 192 to 1586 and encodes 464 amino acids.
GGCUUCGGGCCGGGCUCUCGAGAAAACGUUUGCCGGGGUUUACCCGUGACUGUACCAUUGUUCGCGCACGCAUGACGCAAUGACGCAUGUUCGAUUCACGUUGACAAAACGGGACGGCACGUGGACGCAAUCACGGCACUGUUCGUCAAACGGCGCCCGUCCCUUUCGUCGGGCGUCCGUCGUCUCGAAGGAUGCCGCCGUCUCAUUCCAGCAACAAGACAGGCCUUCUAGCAGCUCGGCUUACGCUACGUCGGGCAUGGCCGGAGUUCCCAAUGACCAACACCCCCCCUACGCUUCGAUCCCUCCGCCCGCCCGCCAUGGACGCGGCCCAGCGCUGCCCCCGGCCGCCUAUAUAUAGGCCACGCGUCCUCCUUGCAACUCCCCUGGUUGGUGGCGGUGAUGAGCAGCGAGCGCGUCGACAAGUGAUUGAGAUCGCCAUGGGGUCCUUGGAAGGCGACGUGGCCACCUCGCCCUCGCUGUCCAGCACCGGCAGCAGCGGCACCGGCGCCGGCAACGACAACCAUGGCGGCGGCGAGGUGAGGAUAUACGCCUGCUUCGCGCACGGCGCGUCCAACAGCCUCGAGUGCUACGAGCCGGGCGCCAACACGUGGCGCCGCGUCGGCGGCCUCCCGGGGGUGCCCCACGGCCACGUGCUCAAGGGCUUCGCCGUCGUCGCGGUCGCCGAGUCCGUCUACGUCAUCGGCGGCCGCCUGUGCCGCAGGGAGAGCGUGCCCGGCGGCGACUACCGCGACACGGACGUGGGCGUGCGCGCCGACGUGCUCCGCUACGACGUGCGCCGCGGGGAGUGGCGCUGCUGCGCGCCGCUGCUGGUCCCGCGCGUCGACUUCGCGUGCGCGCCGUGCCGCGGCAGGAUCUGCGUCGCCGGCGGGCUCUGCUCGCUCUCCGGCGCGCGGGGCACGGCCGCCGCCGAGGUGUACGACCCGGAGACCGGCCGCUGGUCGCCGCUCCCGGACAUGAGCACGCUGCGGUACAAGUGCGUGGGCGUGACCUGGCAGGGCGGGUUCCACGUGGUGGGCGGCUUCGCCGAGAGCACCACGCCGGCGGCCGCGCCCGGGGAGGCGCUGGAGCGGAGCUCCGCCGAGGUGUUCAACUGCGGGCGCGGCGUGUGGGAGAUCAUCCCGGGGAUGUGGCAGCUGGACGUGCCGCCCAACCAGAUCGUCGCGGUGGCCGGCCGGCUCUUCAGCUCCGGCGACUGCCUCAACAGCUGGAAGGGCCACGUGGAGGUCUACGACGGCGAGCUCAACAUCUGGAGCGUCAUGGACCACUCAGCACUAUCAGACCUGGCGCUGCUCGCCAGCAACCUGCCGCCAUCAGCGCAGCAGCUCUACCUCACCAUGGCCGUGGUCGGGACGCGGCUCUUCUUCCUCGCCGGGUACGAGAUCGCCGGCGACGACGACGAGAGCUUCAGGACGGUCUCACUGGUGCACAGCUACGACACCAGCGCCGCGCCAGGGCUGGCGCCGGCGUGGAGCAGCUUCCAGCCCAAGAUGGACCAUGACAACAACGUCGAGGACGGCAGCAAGGAGCUCUUCAGCCAGUGCUGCUCCGUGCAGCUCUCCAGCUGAUCAACUGCAGGCCUCAGUCCAGUCCAGUACACACAGUCAGUCCGUCUGUAUCAUGGUUUUUACCAUGUGAAAAAUUGCUACUUGUGCUGUUGUGCUAAAUUCGUGUGACUGUAUUUUUCCUUUCUUUGUGGAGUGGACAAUGGAGAAUAUAUAUACAUGGAGUGAUACUUUA